Messenger RNA from Pogona vitticeps (central bearded dragon), 3808 nucleotides. The record is from RefSeq and is a predicted model, not a curated record. NCBI's taxonomy places the organism in Eukaryota, Metazoa, Chordata, Lepidosauria, Squamata, Agamidae.
UGAGACGGAGACAAUGGAGAGGUUCCUUCCAGCCAGGAGUGAACUAGGAAGCCAAGAAACCAAGGAGAGAGAACUGGGUGAAAGCAGCGAGCCAUGGUAUCAAAUGGGCAAGGUGGCCGCCUCAGACCAUUAUCUGCGUCCCCCCGACAUUGGCCAAGGGAAGGACGAGAAGACCUUUUGCCAGAAAUAUGCUUCCAGCUUAAAAAAUAUGAUCCCCAUCCGUUGUCAGGCCAGCUCUGUGAAUCCACUGGACGAUGCCGGCUUCUUCUCGUUUGCGACAUUUUCUUGGCUCUCGUCUGUCAUGUUCAGGGGGUUCCGGCGCAACAUUGACGUCGCCACUUUGCCCCCGCUGUCUUGGCACGAUAGCACGGAGCCCAACGCCAAAAGACUCCAACUUAUUUGGGAAGCCGAGCUGGCCAAAGUCGGACCCGAGAAAGCAUCUUUAGCCAAAGUGGUCCUUCGGUUUCAGAGGACAAGAGUUCUGGUGGACAUUUUGGCCAACGUCUUCUGCAUGACACUUGGUGCCUUAGGACCGACGGUGCUCAUCCAUAGCAUCCUCCAAUACAGUGAAAGCGGCUCCACGGAUCUGGUCCGAGGAAUCGGCCUCUGUGUGGCCUUAUUUCUCACCGAAAUUUCCAAAAUCCUCUGCUGGUCGUUAGCUUGGGCCAUCAACUACCGCACGGCCAUCAGAUUAAAAGUUGCUUUUUCGAUGGUGGCCUUUGAGAGAUUGCUGGCAUUCAAGACCCUGAUGCACACCUCCAUGGGAGAAGUGAUCAACCUCUUAGCCAACGAUGGUUACAGGAUGUUUGAAGCGGCUUUAUUUUGUCCCUUGCCAGUUGCUGCGCCUCUGCUGAUGGUUGUGUGUUCAGUCUAUUCCUGUACCAUCCUUGGUCCAACUGCGCUCAUAGGAACGUUUGUGUACAUUGUUUUCAUACCCAUACAGAUGCUCAUGGCCAGGCUAACAUCUGCAUUCCGAAGGGCAGCCAUUGUGGUGACCGACAAGCGUGUACGGAUCAUGAAUGAGAUUUUGACCUGCAUUAAACUGAUCAAAAUGUAUUCUUGGGAGAAGUCUUUUGCAAACACCGUCAGAGGCAUCAGGAAGGGAGAACGGAAAAUACUGGAAAAAGCAGGAUACGUUCAAAGUGUGAAUUCUGCCCUCUCGCCUAUUGUGUCCACCCUCUCGAUUGUCCUGACUUUCUUCUUCCACACCCUUUUAAAGCAGGAUCUCACCGCCUCUGUUGCCUUCAGUGUGAUCGCCAUGUUUAACGUCAUGAAGUUUUCCAUCGUCAUUUUGCCGUUCUCUGUGAAAGCAGCAGCAGAGGCCAACGUCUCUUUAAAAAGACUAAAGAAAAUUCUGCUUAUGGAAAUUCCUCCUGACUAUGUAAAGCCCAUGAAGGACCCCCAAAAUGCCGUCAUCCUAGAAGGCGCAACCUUGUCCUGGGAAAGAUCUCCCAGUCCAUGCUGCUCCAAAAUAAACAAGGAAAGUCCUCAGAACAAUGAAAAGAUCCAUAGACGCCCAACAUUGCCUGCAAAAUCCGUCGUUUCUCUCCAUCAGAUAAACUUUUCCGGGACGGAGAGCAGCAAUAGCUUCACCCUGCACAACAUAACCUAUGCAAUAAAGAAAGGCAAAAUCCUGGGCAUUUGUGGACAAGUAGGCAGUGGAAAAAGCUCGCUCAUCACUGCAAUAUUAGGACAGAUGUAUCUUUCCAAAGGGUCGGUGGCCGUGGAUGGCACUUUGGCAUACGUGUCACAGCAGGCAUGGAUCUUUCAUGGGACCGUCCAAGAAAACAUCCUUUUUGGAGAACGUUAUGACGAACCGAGGUACAAUUAUGCCCUCAAAGUCUGCGGUUUGAACCCCGAUUUGGAUCUUCUUCCGUACGGAGACAUGACUGAGAUCGGAGAAAGGGGCCUCAACCUUUCCGGAGGGCAGAAGCAGCGGAUCAGCUUGGCACGGGCCGUGUACGCCGACAGAGAUAUUUACCUACUGGACGAUCCUCUGUCCGCAGUCGACGCGCACGUCGGAAAGCACAUUUUUGAACAGUGCAUCAAAGAGGCCCUGAGAGAGAAAACUAUACUUCUUGUCACUCACCAGCUGCAGUAUUUAGAAUUCUGUGAUGAAAUCAUCCUGCUGGAAGAUGGCGAAAUAUGCGAGAGCGGGACCCACGCCAAGCUGAUGAGAGCAAAGGGGCGCUAUGCCACCCUCGUGCAGAAUCUGCAUACGGACGAAGACACGUUCAAAACAGGGACGUGGAAAAGAGAGGGUCUAAAAUCACAGAUGGGAUUUUUCAGCGUCAUUCUGAGUCAAGGGAGCCAUUUCCUUAACCCGCCAGCGGCAACACUGGUGGCAGACGACGCUCAGGCCAACACCCAAGACACCUCCUACGAAGGCGUUAAUAAUCCCGCUUUCGAUAUGUCCGACGAGACAAACCAGGAACCCAAGAAAGAACAGAAAACGAGGAAAGAUCCAGCUCCUGCAAACCAGCUUGUCAAGGAAGAAGGAAAACAAGAGGGUUCGGUCUCUUGGAAAACCUACUACACUUACAUCAGAGCAUCUGGAGGUUUCAUACUAUGGAGCUUCAUCCUUCUCCUGUUCAUGCUGAUGAUUGGCUGUUCAGCCUUCAGCAACUGGUGGUUGAGUUACUGGUUGGAGCAAGGGUCUGGGGCAAACUGCAGUCUUCCACAGAACACAACCUGUGACGAAGAGAGCAUCACCGGCAAUCCACGGCUUCACUUCUACCAGCUAGUUUACAGCAUGAGCAUCGUUGCCAUGAUUGUCCUGAGCUUCAUCAAAGGGUUUGUUUUUACGAAGACAACAUUACGAGGUUCCUCCAUUCUACACAACACUGUGUUUUACAAGAUCCUGCAGAGCCCCAUGAGUUUCUUCGACACCACUCCAACCGGCCGAAUCAUGAACCGUUUUUCUAAGGAUAUGGAUGAACUGGACGUGAGGCUUCCGUUCUGUGCCGAGAUUUUCCUGCAGCAGCUUUUCAUGGUGCUCUCCAUCGUAGUAAUCACGGCCGUCGUAUUUCCAUACCUCCUCAUCGUCAUGGCCAUCCUCACGGUGAUCUUCAUCCUCCUUUUCCAGGUUUUCCAGCACACGAUCCGGGAGCUGAAGCGAGUUGACAACCUCAGCAGAUCCCCGUGGAUCUCUCUGAUUACAUCCUCCAUCCAGGGCCUAAGCACCAUCCAUGCCUACAAUAAACAGGAAGACUACAUAGAUCGCUUCAAAAUGUUGAACGACAGAAAUUCCAGCCACUUUGCUCUGUUCAAUUACGCCCUGCGGUGGUUCGGGGUGAGGACGGACAUCCUCAUGAUCAUCAUGACGCUGAUCGUAUCCCUGUUCGUGGUCCUCUCGCCAUCUUCCAUCAGCGCCGCUGAAAAAGGCUUGGCUUUAACUUACACCAUCCAGAAGUGCGUUCCUGAGGCAAAGGAGGAGGAUGCUUUGGUCAAGCCUCCCGCAGAUUGGCCCGAGAAGGGUGAAAUCACCUUUCAGCAAUAUCGGAUGAAGUACCGAGAAAACACUCCCGAGGUGCUUCAUGACAUUAAUCUCAACAUUCAUGGCAAAGAGAAGGUUGGGAUCGUUGGCCGGACGGGAUCUGGAAAAUCAUCUUUGGCAGUAGCACUCUUCCGAUUAGUGGAGCCCAUGGCGGGCACCAUCGUGAUUGACGGCAUUGAUAUCUGUACAAUUAGUUUGGAAUCUCUGAGGUCGAAGCUGUCCAUCAUUCCUCAAGAUCCUGUUCUGUUUGUAUAACUUGGAUCCUUUUAACAAACACACGGAUGACCAGAUCUGGGAAGCCCUUCACAGAAC